AUGUAGCCAAAAAGAAAUAUUAAUGAGCUUCUAGCAGAAUAUUCAAAAUAAUUGGGUGAAGAUUUUGAUGAUGCAGACCCUUAAGUAAAUGAAGGAAGUGCUUUCGAUGAUGAUCCAGAAAUGAGAAAACUUUAAUAAUAAUUGUAAGAGUAUCUAUUCUAUUCUUGAA
Paramecium octaurelia is the source of this 169-nucleotide messenger RNA. The record is from the annotation of a GenBank genome assembly. Lineage: Eukaryota; Ciliophora; Oligohymenophorea; Peniculida; Parameciidae.